Messenger RNA from Anguilla anguilla (European eel), 6136 nucleotides. It is a transcript of the gene usp47, whose product is annotated as ubiquitin specific peptidase 47. Bases 238 to 4413 code for a protein of 1391 amino acids. Gene Ontology annotation, cellular component: nucleus; cytosol. The record is from RefSeq and is a predicted model, not a curated record. Gene Ontology annotation, molecular function: protein binding; cysteine-type endopeptidase activity; cysteine-type deubiquitinase activity. Gene Ontology annotation, biological process: protein deubiquitination. The transcript has 29 exons. Lineage: Eukaryota; Metazoa; Chordata; Actinopteri; Anguilliformes; Anguillidae.
GCGAAACUGAGAGACAGCCAUUUUUUCCAUUGAUUGCUGUUUGUGCUUAGGUGGUAUUACAGAAAAGAAAGUAGCUAGCUUGCUAGCUGUCUGCGAUUACUUUGAUUCCAAGUUUUUAUUUGUUUAGUCUUUGUCAUUUUGGAUUGAAAAAACACAAACAAUGUUUGUGUACAGCGCCUUAAACCUUUCCCGUUGACAUCCGAGCUCGGGUAGAUGUCCGUUUAAACUGUCGCACAAAUGGAAAUGGUGCCCAGCGAGGAAAAGCAGCUCGUACCCAAAGAGGGUAUGCUUUGGAGUUACAGGCAAAGUAUUUUUGAGGAGAUGAAGAAGAAGUUCUCGCAGAUUGAGAAUGCUGCGGAUGAGCCGAGGGUGCUGUGCAUCGUCCAGGACACCACCAACGCCAAGACGGUCACCGAGAGGCUGACUCUCAACCUCCCGGCCUCCACCCCGCUCGCCCAGCUCUUCCAGGGCGUGGCCCACAAGGCCGGCUACGUGGUCGGCUCCUUCCACCUGACCUGGGCCAACAUGGCUGAACCAGCUCCGCUGGAUCACAGCAGUCAGGCGUCACUCACAGAUUCUGGCUUUGAAGCCGGGAAGAAGAACUUCCUCCAGCUCACGGAUAAGGACGGCGAGCAGCCUCGGCUGGCAUCGGAGGAAGCCGCCCCGGCGGGGACCAGCGGGCUGGACGACGUCUCCCUGGACGGCUUCAUCGGGCCCCUGCCCCGGGACAGCACGGUGGGCUGCAGCAGCGACUACAGCAGCCCCAGCUACUCCUACUCCUCCAUACUCAACAAGUCCGAAACGGGUUACGUGGGCUUAGUCAACCAGGCCAUGACCUGCUACCUGAACAGCCUGCUGCAGACCCUGUUCAUGACGCCCGAGUUCCGCAACGCUCUGUACAACUGGGAGUUCGAGGAGUCGGAGGAGGACCCGGUGACGAGCAUCCCGUACCAGCUGCAGCGGCUGUUUGUCCUGCUGCAGACCAGCAAGAAGCGCGCCAUCGAGACCACCGACGUGACCCGCAGCUUCGGCUGGGACAGCAGCGAAGCCUGGCAGCAGCAUGAUGUCCAAGAGCUCUGCAGGGUGAUGUUCGACGCUCUGGAGCAGAAGUGGAAGCAGACAGAGCAGGCUGACCUGAUCAACCAGCUGUACCAGGGGAAGCUGAAGGACUACGUGCGCUGCCUGGAGUGCGGCUACGAGAGCUGGAGGAUCGACACCUACCUGGACAUCCCAUUGGUCAUCCGGCCCUUUGGCUCCGCCCAGGCCUUCGGCAGCGUGGAAGAGGCUCUCCAGGCCUUCGUUCAGCCAGAAACCCUGGACGGGCCCAACCAGUACUUCUGUGAGCGCUGCAAGAAGAAAUGCGAUGCCCGAAAGGGGCUCCGGUUCCUCCAUUUCCCCUACCUGCUAACACUGCAGCUGAAGCGCUUCGACUUCGACUACACCACUAUGCACCGUAUCAAACUCAACGACCGCAUGACCUUCCCCGAGGAGCUGGACAUGAGCCCGUUCAUCGAUGUGGAGGAUGAGAAGUCUCCGCAGACAGAGAGCUGCACUGACAGUGGGGCAGAGAAUGAGGGCAGUUGCCACAGCGACCAGAUGAGCAACGACUUCUCCACGGACGACGGCGUGGAUGAGGGGAUCUGCCUGGACAAUGCCAGCAGUGCAGAGAGAGCACUGAAGCCAAAGAGUUCGCUGACCUUUGAGCUCUUCUCGGUCAUGGUCCACUCCGGGAGCGCAGCUGGCGGUCAUUACUAUGCCUGCAUAAAGUCCUUCAGUGACGGCCAGUGGUACAGCUUCAACGACCAGCAUGUCAGCAAGAUCACCCAGGACGACAUCCGGAAGACGUACGGCGGGUCCUCAGGGAGCCGGGGUUAUUACUCAGGUGCCUUUGCCAGUUCUACAAAUGCGUACAUGCUGAUCUACAGAUUAAAAGACCCUUCCAGGAAUGCAAGGUAUUUGGAAGUGGAGGACUUCCCGGAUCACAUUACACGCCUGGUCCAGAAAGAAAAGGAGUCUGAGGAACAGGAGAAAAGACAGCGGGAGAUUGAGCGCAACACCUGCAAGAUCAAGCUCUUCUGCCUGCACCCUGUGAAAAUGCUGAUGGUGGAGAACAAGCUCGAAGUGCACAAGGACAAAACCCUGCGAGAGGCUGUGGAGAUUGCCCGCAAGCUAAUGGACCUGGAGGGCACUGUCCCGCUGGACUGCUGUCGACUCGUAAAGUACGACGAGUUCCACGAGUACCUGGAGCGCUCCUACGAGGGGGAGGAGGACACGCCCCUGGGGCUGCUGCUGGGCGGGGUCAAGUCCUCCUACAUGUUCGACCUGCUGCUGGAGACCCGGAGGCCAGACCAGGUCUUCCAGCCCUACAAACCCGGAGAGGUCAUGGUGAAAGUGCAUGUGGUGGAGCUGAAAAGCGAGACCAUCGGCGCCCCGGUCAGCGUGCGGGCCUACCUGAACCAGUCCGUCACCGAGUUCAAGCAGCUCAUUGCACAGGCGACCGGACUCGGUGCAGAAACCAUGCGCGUGGUCCUGGAGCGUUGCUAUAACGACCUCCGGCUGCUCUACGUGCCCAACAAGACACUGAAAGCAGAAGGCUUCUUCAGGAGCAAUAAGGUGUUCGUGGAGAGCUCCGAUUCGACCGACCACCAAGUCACCUUCACCGACUCUCUCUUGUGGAAACUUCUGGAUCGCCAUGGCAACACAAUCAGACUGUUUGUGUCGCUGCCCGAGCAGGCCCCUGGCCCCCUGGCCAGCAGGACUCUGAGCCAAAAGGCAGGCAACGACGCGAGCGAGCCCUUCGAGGGGCCCAAGGGCAGCAGGAAGUCGGUGGAGGCCAUUUUGGAGGAGAGCACGGAGAAGCUGAAGAGCCUGUCCCUGCAGCAGGAGCAGGAGCAGCAGGGCUCCAGCGCCAGCGACAGCCAGAAGAGCUCCGACACCAGCGACUUCGAGCACAUCCAGUCCCUGUCCCACGAGGCCGACUCCACCCCCUCAGGCUCCGCCUCCGCCGACAACCGGGAGCUGGAGAACCGGAUCCAGCCGGCCGGCGGGGCCGGGGCCGGGGGCGGGGGCGGGGCCGGCUCGGACCAGGACAACCCCUUCCCGUCGGAGGAGCGCUCGGACUCGGAGGUGAACAACGACCGCAGCACCAGCUCGGUGGACAGCGACAUCCUCAGCUCCUCCCACAGCAGCGACACGCUGUGCAACGCCGACAGCGCGCCGCUCCCGCUGGCCAACGGCCUGGACUCGCACAGCAUCACCAGCAGCAGGCGCUCCCGCGCGCACGAGGGCAAGAAGGAGACCUGGGACACGGCCGAGGAGGACUCGGGCACCGACAGCGAGUACGACGAGAACGGCCGGAGCAAGGCUGAGGCCCAGUACCUCUACUUCCGGGCAGAGCCCUGCUCCCUGGAGGACGGGACCGGGGAAGGGCAGAAAUGCUUGCAGGUCCACGUUGAUAAGAGGAUUACGCUGGCUGCUUUCAAGCAAAACCUGGAGCCAUUUGUGGGGGUGUCCUCCUCUCACUUCAAGGUCUUCAGGGUCUACUCCAACAACCAGGAGUUUGAGAGCGUGCGGCUCAACGAGACGCUUUCCUCCUUCUCUGAUGAUAACAAGAUCACCAUUCGAUUGGGACGGGCGUUGAAGAAGGGCGAAUAUCGCGUUAAGGUGUACCAGCUCCUAGUGAAUGACCCAGAGCCCUGUAAGUUCUUGGUCGACGCCGUGUUUGCCAAGGGCAUGACGGUCAGGCAGUCCAAAGAAGAGCUGCUGCCCCAGCUGAGAGACCAGUGCAAGCUGGACCUCAGCAUCGACAGGUUUCGCCUGAGGAAGAAGACCUGGAAGAACCCAGGGACUGUGUUCCUGGACUAUCAUGUCUAUGAAGAGGACAUCAACAUCUCCAGCAACUGGGAGGUGUUCCUGGAAGUUCUAGAUGAGCCAGAGAAGAUGAAGUCCAUGUCCCAGCUGGCGGUUCUGACCCGGCGAUGGAGCCCGGCCCACAUGAGGCUGGAGCCCUUCAAGGAGGUGGUGCUGGAGAGCAGCAGUGUGGAGGAGCUGAAGGAGAAGCUCAGCGAAUUGAGUGGCAUUGCUCUAGAAAACUUGGAAUUUGCAAAGGGCAGAGGGACGUUUCCCUGUGACAUCUCCGUGUUGGAGAUCCAUCAGGACCUGGACUGGAACCCGAAGGUGUCCACUCUCAACGUCUGGCCUCUGUACAUCUGUGACGACGGAGCCGUGGUCUUUUACAGGGACAAGGCGGAGGAGCCCAUGGAGCUGUCGGAGGAGGAGCGCAGCGAGCUGAUGAAGAAGGAGAGCAGCAGGCUGCUGAAGACGGGCCAGCGCGUCAGCUACUCGCCCCGCAAGGAGAAGGCCCUCAAGAUCUACCUGGACGGGGGUCCCGCCAAAGACCCGGGCCAAGACUGAGAGGCCGGGGGGGGCCCCCUACCGCCGGAUCAGCUGGCCCCGCCCACCCACUGCAGCAUCGCCACCCUGGGGACUGUGCCCGGCGCUGCGCUCGCGCUCAAACGAUGUCACCAGUGCUGUACGGCUGACCCGCCCCCAACUCUGAGCUCCAGGGGGAUAUAGCCAGGCUCAGAGUACUAUUGUGCACUAUAGUUUAUUGUACUGUAAAGUUUAAAGGGAAGUGCAAAAGCUAUUCAUUAAAAAAAAAAAAGAAAAAAAAGAUGAAAAACUCAGAUACCAUGCAGACACAUUGAUUCAGACAUGUUACAGAGUCAGGCGCUUUUGGAGACGAGCGGAGAGGACAGACUGGGCAGUUUGUCUCUCUUUCUCUCGCCAUUUUUAACGCCAAAUUCAGAGAUGGAGCCUUUAUCCCCUUCCCACCUGCACACAUAUACCUCACCCAAUAGCUCCACAUCACCUGUAUCAUACCCGGGUUCAAACCACACCUUUACAGCUGCUUCCAAGGUCAAAGGUCAGAAUUUAGUCACCUUCCAUUUCACAAGCUUUUGCCCAUUCCUGAAUCACAGGUCUUCAAAUCCCACGGUAACUAAGAAGUUUAAAUUUCCCAGCAAGGAUUUCUGAACCUUAGACUGAUAAUUCCUUGGUUCUUUCCCUGAAAUCAGUAAAAUCCCACCCCACCACCCCCACUGUUGCCCAGCUGCAGAAAGCAGCUCCCUCCAGCGUCUGUAUAACACAUUUUCUCCUCUUGGUUGUUCAGUACUGGUACAUGCUCGCUCCCGCACUACUAAGGCUAAGUAGCGAAUGAGAAAACCGAAAAUCCUGUUUUGUUUUUUUGUAAAUUAUUAUUUUUGCCUCGGACUUCGUGAAUGCUAGGCCUCCUAUCUGAGGUACCUGGCGCAGAUUUUAUUUCUGCAUAUAACCUCGUUACUUUAGUCUGUCUCUCUUUGUUCGCCCUUCUUUCUGCGCAAUGUGAACCUAGUGUCCAUCCGACGUGACAUCAUCACAAGGUGGCCUGCGUCUGGUAGGUAUGAGCAGCGGGAGUCUGUGGUGAAGGCUCAUGGGAACUCGAUGGGGGGGGCCUCUCUGUGACCCCCUCCGUACCAGCGGCUUUUGGUUCCAAGGCGCCACACGCACAUGAAGAUGGCGGAAGGUUCCCGCUGUUCCUUAACGCUGCCGCGAGCUGUUCACAGUAGACAUGCCAAUACAAAACAAUAAUACCUAUUUUUUUUUGUUUUAUUAUUUUGAGAUUUAAAAUCUUGUGUGAAAAUAGAUGAUUUUAGAAAGGAAUUAAAAUGCUUUUUUUCAUAACCGCAGUAUUCUGUUAUAAAUUCAGUCUCAGGCCUCUCCCCCCUGCUGGAGCUGUGCUCAUCUGUUAAAUUGAAAUCGUUGUGCUUUGUGGCAGAAAAAAAGGAUUUAAUGGGGCUUAAUACCACUGGAAUAUGAAUUUUAUUUCACUGUUAUCUCUUUGUGGCCUAGCUGUCCACUGAGUAGAAAAUUAAUUUGUUGGGCUUUUGGGCUUUAUUGCAAAUCAUAGCUACAUAGUCCUGACUUACUGACACGUUCUCAAGUACAUUUCAGUCUUCAAUUGUAGAUUCACGUUACGGAAGAUAAUCACUUGUAUUGGGGAAACUCUGCAUCAAUGGUGGGCAUUUCUAACACGAACAUAACUGGCUUGUCAAAAAUCAGCUAUUGUUAUGGAAAACAAUAAACGCACAAGAAUUUA